Molecule: messenger RNA, 664 nt
Organism: Camelina sativa (false flax)
Lineage: Eukaryota; Viridiplantae; Streptophyta; Magnoliopsida; Brassicales; Brassicaceae
Source: RefSeq, a predicted model, not a curated record
UGUCUCCUACUUCAAACCACCUUCAUGAAUCAUUUCCAUAACACAACCCAUAAAACUCAACCUCCCCCAUGUGCCUUCACAUGCAUUCCAAUGAAACUCUAUACUCAAUUAAUUAAUCAUCCUAUUAAUUCCAUUUAAGCGUUGUUAUUAACACACAAAUUUAAACAACCACUUUUGACUUCACAUUCAACAAGACUAGCUAUGGAUCUUUGCAAAAGUAGAGCAACAACCACCGUUACUCUCUCAUGUCUCCUCUUCUUCGUCUCUUCAUUCUACACAAUCUCCACCGCGAAAUCAGCCACCACCAACCUGCUCUCGUACCAACUCCUUCAGUUUACCGCCUUCUUUCUCGCUGCAGCCUUGUCACUUCUUAUGUUGGUCGCGGCGGCCCGAGCCACCAUGGUCGCGUGGAUAACGGUGCUUGUUCUGUUGGCUUUCUCGGGUACACGGCGACGUGUUCUGGCACGGAGAGGGAAAACAAUCACCGCGGAUGUGGCGUUGUGCUUGUUCAGGGUUCUGUUUAGAGAGGCAGAUCCUCGCGGUUAGUCUCUUGAUGGUUGGUUCUUCCUUGUUAGAGAGUAUUUUACAUGUCCCAUUUUGUAUAUAACAAACAAAAUAUGUCUUUUUGUGAUUGAUUUUCCCUUUUUGUAUUUAUUUAUACGGA